This is a messenger RNA of Helobdella robusta, 483 nucleotides long. RefSeq lists its product as hypothetical. Gene Ontology annotation, biological process: intracellular signal transduction; peptidyl-serine phosphorylation. The record is from RefSeq and is a predicted model, not a curated record. Lineage: Eukaryota; Metazoa; Annelida; Clitellata; Rhynchobdellida; Glossiphoniidae. The annotation marks the transcript as partial. The transcript is spliced from 3 exons. Gene Ontology annotation, molecular function: protein serine/threonine kinase activity; ATP binding.
AUUAAAGUGGUAGAAAAAGCUAGCAGGUUUUUAUCAGUCAUGGUUUCUGAGAAGCAGGUCAUGGAUCUGUUACGUCCGAACUGGCACCCAUUUGUGGUCUAUAUGUUCAACUGUUUUCAGACUAAAGGACACAUUUUGUUUGUCAUGGAAUAUUUAGAAGGCCGAACCUUAAACGUGAUAUUGGCAAUUGAAAAGUUCUUUACAGAACAACGGACAGUGUUUUACUCGUCUUGCGUUUUGUUAGCUAUUGGUUACUUACACAGCCUCAAUAUAGCACACAGAGAUAUCAAGCUAGAAAAUAUAGCACUAGAUCGUCAGGGAUAUCCAAAGUUGAUUGACUUUGGUAUGGCUGAAAUUAACGUUAAACAUAACACACCAAUACUGGAGAAAUCAGGCACUAGAUUUUAUCAAGGACCUGAGUUUCUAAUUCCUGGCAUGAUCACUCGACGGUCGAGUGACUUUUGGAGUUUGGGAGUGAUCAUA